Messenger RNA from Manduca sexta (tobacco hornworm), 3726 nucleotides. Its product is annotated as transmembrane protein 164. NCBI's taxonomy places the organism in Eukaryota, Metazoa, Arthropoda, Insecta, Lepidoptera, Sphingidae. The transcript is spliced from 6 exons. Bases 169 to 1032 code for a protein of 287 amino acids. The record is from RefSeq and is a predicted model, not a curated record.
CUGAUUCAAUAAAAUCACUGUCAUUAGCGGGAAACGAAAUAUUAAAACAUUGUAAUUUGUAAUAAAUGUAUUCUUUGAAUAUUUGCAUGUUUGAAAGCAAGAAAUCUAUUUAAAGAACAUUUUUGAAUGUUGUGUUUAAUUUAAUUUAUUACGCAAUUUUUGUGAACCAUGUUCGAGUGGGCUUACAGUGGUGCAAACAGAGCUGUUCCUAGAAAUGUUGGCCCUGAGUGCGCUUAUUUUUUAACGCCUCAACGAAAGAUUAUUGAGACGAUUAUCGUGACUUCUAUAUGUAUUUAUGUCUUGAUUAAGACAUAUCCCAAAUUAAAAAUUCCUCACGAUGUAAAUUAUACGAAAAGUGACAGAGGAGGCAAAAGGUUUCUUGUUAUCCUCUUGGCCUUGCUAUGGGGAAUGGAAAUUGGUUUUAAAUUUGCGUCACAUACUGUUAUUUAUUUAUUAAAUCCUUGCCAUGUAACUACUUUAAUGCAAAUUUAUUUAUUAGCCGCACCACCCAGCAACACAGUAACUGCAGUAUUUCGCAUUCAUUUGAACUUGUUGAAUGGACCACUUCUAGCAUUUUUGUUUCCUGAGACAGCAUCUAGAACAAUACUGGCAGAAGCUGCUCUUUAUUGGAUCCAACAUGGAAUGAUGUUUAUAAUUCCAUAUUAUCUUCUCAGAAUUGGAGGUGUAUACAACAUAGAACCGCUGGGUGACAUUAAUUGGUCUAUAUUCAGUUAUUGCCUCAACCUGCUUUAUCAUUUUGUUAUAUUACAGAUAAUCGCAAUUCCCGCCCAGGUCAAUUUAAACCACAUGCUCUGCCCAGCUAUAUUGGAUCCGUUCGACGGGCCGUGGUAUCGCGUGGCUGCAGUUAUUCACCAAGCAUUAUUAUGUCCGUUACUUUGUAAAUUUUAUUGUGUCGUUGCCGAAUUCUGCCUUACUAAAUUUCCACCGACUAAAGUUAAACCACAAAUGAAAGAUUAUCUUCAAGAGAGUAAACCUAUUGAUCGUCAGGUUGUAAACACUCAUAACGAUUAAUGUUAUAGUGAAUAUAUGCAUUUUCUUUCUAAGGCUGUAAUCCCGUUGAAGGGUGCCUAGAUUGUUGAACUAAAUUGCCUAAGUAGUAAAAAACGAUAUUUCAUCGCGUCCAUUUCAUUUUGGUGAUUAUGAUAGAAUUAAAUAUUAUAAGAAAAUUGCUUUAGAUAGUACAAGUAAUAAAGAAUAGUAUAAAAUGCAGAUACACCGAACUUUAUAUGUAUACAGUAAUGUGUAAAUUAAACAGUUAUUCUAAAUGCUAACAACAAUACACGAUAAUUGUACAUUCAAAAUUUUAAUUAAUCAUAAAUCUAAAUGAAUAUUUUAUUUUUUUACAAAAGUAGCUUGUUAUGGGUUUUAAAAUAUAGUUAUCUGACGUUUCACAUUUAUUAUGUACAUAAUAAUGUACAGAUAUGCGACAGAAGUUUUGUCCCAAUAAUUAGUAUAUUUUGGCCAUCUACUUUAAUAUUAUAAUAGAUAAUAAUAAAACAAUGGAAAGAAGUAUUAAAUUACACGUAACAAUAAUUUGUUUUAUAGAGAGAGCUAAAUGUGAACGUCAUUCGACCUAGCCGACACGCGACCCGUAACUGAUUUAUACAGAAGAAUAAACAUUUUUUUCAUAUAUAAACGUGAAGAGGUCCGAUGACGGCCAUGGUGGACAUAGUCAUUAAUAUUAGAAAUAUACCAAAGAAAAUAGCAACCAGCACCUUGGGCAAAAAGCGCUCUUAUAACGAUUCUUAUCGACUCGGCAGUGCCGUCGCCUAAGGCCCGACUCUACAAGUCAGAGGACCUCGAAGAAGUUCUUCCCUAGUCCCCCUCCCUAAAAUCUUAUCUGAAUAUUCACUGCUUCCCACACACAAUCCAUUAAAGCGGGACGUUUUUCAAAUUCGCCUAUUAAUAACCCUGUAUCCUUUACAAACUUUUUAAAAUUACCCAGAAAACAAAAACACAUCCCGACGCAUCGAAAGCGCGCGCUCACCUGAAUAGCAGUAUGGCGAAUAAAAUACACAUAGCUAUAGACGCACGUCCAAUGCCUAUCUCCCAAACGGGGUUUAAAUAUAUACCAUUCAGUUUGUGCCACCUCGCCUGUCCCAUGUCUGGGUGCCUAUCUUGCGGAAACGAAAAAAGAGUCCUCAGAUAAUUUGUGCCGCAAUUACUUUAACUACGUAUGGCACCUUAGGCCAUGUCUUGUAUUGCUAUGGUUAUUUACAAAUCCACCCCUAGCAAUGGGCAGUAUCUUGGAUUUCCCGAUCUGACUCAACACAUUUCUUUCACGACUAUUCGUAGAAAUUUGUCCCCGCACGCCAGAACCGCCGUCUACCCCAAUGAGGUCUCUUUCGAUGCUACGAUAGCGCUGCACUCGUUCCGAACCGAGCACUCCACCUGUGUGGCACCUCACCUAGAUACCUUAAAUAUGAAUUCGUGUGUAAAAUUGUACGCAAUUAGGGCCACUGAUUUAAAUUGUACGUUAUUUGUGCGUCAGUGUGUGGGGUAGAAGAUUAAAGUACGUAUCUAAAUCGUUAUGAUUUGUACUAGGUUGGACGCCGUCACAGGCGAGUAAGAGAUCAUAGUUUUUUCGGCGUAAACACUCCCCAAUGUAUUUCUCAGCAAUUUAGGUGUUAAUGGAUUUUUAAUGUUUUCACUAUUUUAUUACUACUGAGCUAUACACACUUCAUAUAAUUCUAUUUAUUAUAAUUCAGGUGUGAUUUCUUAUGUUAAUGCAAAUGUUUGACAUUAAGAUAAAACUACUUUACGGGGAGUGAAAAUUAAACAAAUUUAUCGCGAAAAUAAUGGGCGCUGCGAAAAACAAGCCCUAAAGUAGUUUUAUCGAUAUCAUGAAACUUCUCUGAAAAGGAAAGGUAUACAUACUAUGUGAAUCAAAUAAAAUUAUUCAAUCGACGAUCCCGCAUUUGACCUUUGAUAUGUUUUCGUCAUUGUGUUAUACUAAUUGUCCUUAAUGAACGUAUAAAGAAUAGUCAAAUAUAGUUUUCAGGAAGAACACUAUAAUUAUGACCUAACAAUAAUUAUUGUUAUUAUAAUAGGUUUACAUGACGUAUUUUUUUUUAAUAUGUAAUUGUUAUGUUUUUUAUUAUGGUUCACUUCUAUCUCUUUUUGUUUUUAUUUUAAGGGUUUAGACACUUAAAAAUCAAUAAUUUAUUUUAUGAAUAGAAUUAAAAAAAAACAGCAUUUUUUCUUCUUAUUGACGCCGAUUACUUUUAAAAUCCCUAUCAAGAAGCGUAGAUUUAUGUGGUUGCCUUUAAAUGUUUGAAUUGGAAAAUGAGACUGCUAAUUUAAGCUGUUGCGGUGUACCGUGUGGGUAAGUACAAAAUAAAUAAGUGGGCCUAGUCGACAUGGUACUUAAAAAUUAAAUAUAAACAAAACUGCUUUAAAUUUUUUUUUUUUUUAUUUGGGUUAAUUGACUUUUAAAACACGAAAAAAGAAACAACAUAAACAUAUUUUUGUUUUAGUUUCAUUAUGCCAAGUUGUCUGUGAGUCAUUCUUUGGUCUCCGUGAAUCUUAAUCUUGUGAAGUGAUUUCUAACGUAUUAUUUGCCAGCCAAACUAAUUAGGGAACAUAACACUAAUAAAUACUCUUUAUGCAAAAACAUUACUUAAUUUUAAAUUAGGCACAGACUUCAAGAAUUUGUUAAUUGUAUAAUAUAAUCGUAAUGCUAUAAACCCUUCAAAGCAGAUUACA